Molecule: messenger RNA, 5828 nt
Organism: Pipistrellus kuhlii (Kuhl's pipistrelle)
Lineage: Eukaryota; Metazoa; Chordata; Mammalia; Chiroptera; Vespertilionidae
Gene: ERICH3
Product: glutamate rich 3
Exons: 15
Coding region: 44-4588 (1514 amino acids)
Source: RefSeq, a predicted model, not a curated record
ACCCUCCGCACCUGCCGAGGGUCCAAAACACAAUCCUGCAAAAAUGAGCCAUUCUCACCCCUCUGGAUUACUUGCAGCAUAUAAUAGCCUUACCGACAAACACCUGGUGGGAUAUUUUAACAAUACAAGGAUAAGGCGGCAUCUCUUAAGAUCAGGGCUGAUCACAAGAAAUGGAAGAAUACUGUCUGAAAAAGAAUACAGACUAAAUAUCAUGAAGAGGGAUCACCAAAAAUAUAUCCGGGAGUGCUUAGCCCAGGCUAUUUUUCAUAAGGUCCUUGAUAUGGAGCGUUACCAUCAGCUUGAAAUUAAAAAGAAACUGGAGACCUUAGCCAGAAAGGAGCGAAUUCAGAGAUUUAAGGGAGAGCCCACAAGAUGGUCUAUAGAAAAAAACAUGCCAGUGCUCUCUCCCCACCCACCAGUGGGCCCAAAGACUAACCGUGGUUAUAGUGUUCUGGUUGAUGAAGGACAUUCCAGUCCAAUAACAGUGACGGCCCCUCGACCACACACCGCCCCAGGAAUUAUGCAGCCUCCACUUCGAUUACAGCCUCUUCCCAGGCAUCGUACAGCAGGAACUGUUCCAAAGAUCACUCCAGGGUCCAGAUCCAAAACCUCACUGCUGGAAACUGAAGCUCCUUUUCCCCUUAGGGGCAAAAAGGCAAUGAUGAAGCUGAGGAACUCAAUGGACAAUUCACAGGGAAUGAAACAGUAUCAACCUCUGAACAUUAACAGUUACAUGAUGCCUGUUCCUCCUCGGCCUCCUUCCCCGAAUGGAAAAAUCACAAGGGAAAAUAGAUCUGAAACAUGGAGAAGGAGAAGAUUUCGGCCAACCACUGCUCCAAAUGGCUUACAACCAGCCUCCGCCGGGGAUUCAAGAAGGAUUAAUAAAACACCACUGCAUAGUAAUGCAGUCAUUACAAUGAUCUACUUAGGGAAGACUACGCACCUAAGUUUUGAUUACCCAGACUUCCGAGAUGAAAUAAAAGUUUGUCAACAGCACUGUGGUGGAGAAAACCUUUGUGUCUACAGAGGCAAACUACUUGAAAAAGAGACCUUUCAGUUUAUUUCCAAAAGGCACCACGGCUUCCCCUUCAGUCUCACCUUUUUCCUGAACGGGAUGCAGGUGAACAGGUUGAGCUCCUGCUGUGAAUAUAAGCAUCGGAGAGGUUCCAGGCUCGGAGGCAAAGGAAGCUACUUUGGGUUUGUGUGUGUGGAGAAAUCAUCGCCUUGCUACAAGUGCAUUAUUGCAAUGGGCCUUGACAAAAAACCAACUUCGCCAAAAUUUAGGAAACAAAAAAGUCUUGAGAAAGGAGAGGAACCAAAGUGCGAGGGGAUACUGAGGAAGGAUAGAGCAUACAUGGUCCCAAGAAGGAAUGAGUUGGAGGGGAGCAAAACCUCUUCUGCAGUCUUUCUUUCAGCCGACGAAGAAAAACCGGGGGUUGAAGAUGUAAGAACUGCUGUAGAAGAAAUGGAAUGUAAAGGAAAAGAACAUGUUUGGGAAGAUGACCAGGAAAAUACUUCUAAAUACGAAUAUGAAGAAGAUUUUGAAGUAGACGAGGAGAAACAAGAUGAGAAAGCUAAUAAAAAAGGACAGUCUGAUGAUCAAAUGAAUGAAAUGUUAAAGUCACCAUCAGAUGAUGAAAAAGAUAAUUUAGACCCUGAAAAAGAGAGUGCCUCGUCACAGAAGGCACCAGAUGUUGAUGACAGUAUGAAAGAUGAGAGUGAUGGAUGCUCUGAUAGUGAACUGGAAGAAGAUAAGCAAGAUAUAAAAACUGCAUCGUCCUCCUCAUGCAGAAGUCACCCCUACUCUAGCAGCAGUGAAGACGAAUCUAUACUGGAGGACGGGGAAAUGCACGCUGAUGAUAGUGCAGAUGAAAGUGACAGAAGUUCAUCUUCUCAGGAGUUGAGUGAAAAUGAUGAGCCAGGAAAAUCACACCUUCUCAUUGAGGAUUCCUUAGAAAUUGAAGGUCAAAAAAUCAUAAAAGCAGAUGUGGGGAUCAAGCCUCUGCCAAGAGAGGAAAGCUUGGAGAAUGUUCUUGAAGAAACAGAGAAUGGAACCCAAAUGAUUGCAGAUGGCUUAUCUGAGAAGUCCCGGGAACAUGUUUCCAAGGAAGAAAAGGAAAAUUACAGGAAUAAGCUUUGGAAAGGAAGCACUGCUAAGGGGAAGGACAAAAAGGCAGGUCUCGAUAGGGUGGAGAAAGGUGUUGGACAGAUAUUAGGUGGAGCUGUGGAACCUGGCUGCCACUACCCGUAUGAUGCUGAGUCUGGUGAGGGGGAGAAGCUCUUGACCAAAUUGGAGAUUGACACAGGUGCAGUACCGAACAGGAUUUUAAUGGUGGAAGAAAGCACAACCCUCACCUCAAACGGGGAAUCCAAGCCAGUUGCAUCAGAAAUGUACACACUGGAGAAAGAAGCAGCAAUGGAAGAAGAUGAGGUUCCCCAUCACAGGGAUGCUGACACACUAGAAGAAAAGGGGGGUGUAACACUGGGGAGUAAAACAGGGAUUAAUGAGGUUCCCUUGGGGGAGUGGAAGCCAACAGCAGAGCAGCCAGCUCUAGUAGCACUGUCUACUGGGGAAAGGGAGACACGUCAGGGCAAAGAAAGUGGGGCAGAGGCAGAAGGGGCUAGAGAGCUGGAUGAAGAGGGGUUAAACCAAAUGGGAAAAGAAGCAGCAAGAGCCUCUGGAAGUCUGAAUGAAGAAGAGGUUCCUGAACAGCAGGCCUUGAUGCAGACAUUGCUGGAGACAGAGAAGACAGCUUCUGAAGAGGAGCAGAGUUCAGAGAAGGUAGUGUUUGUCAAUAAGGCUGCAGCUCAGAUCUCAGAAUGUGUUCAGGAGGUAUCAGCCCUUCUGGCUCUGACACCAGAGAAGGGAGAAGCUGAGAGAGGGGUGUCUGUGAGUGAGGCAGGCUCUGAAAAGCCAGGCAUGGAGGACAGUGAAGAGGAAGCAUUCAUAGACCUAGGGGGCAUGGCACCUGAGGAUGACUCUGCAUGUGAGAGAGAGGAUGGUUCAAAAGAGGCAGUAUAUGGGGGUGAGGAACCAGUCAAAGUGAGGAAGACAGUUGUGAGAACCGAAACACCUUUGAGCCCCUCCACUUGUGAGAAGACCGAAACAACCAGGUUGAGGAUUUCUGAGGAAAGCCUCGAAGAACUUUGUGAGAAAGCUGAGAAAAGGAAGGAUGUUGAGACUGAGGUAGAAUCUAAUAGGAAAGAUGAUAGGAAAGAAAGAUUACCAGAGGUAUUAGAUGCAGCAAGACAGAGGAGGAAAGCUGAGAGGCCAACACCUCUGGGUGAAACUGAAUCUGAGACAGAAGAGGUUACAAGGGCAAAUGCUCUUCAGGAUGAAGAUAUUUUAGCAGAAGAGCAAAAGUUUAAAGGGGAAGAGGGGGAAAUUAUGAAGGAAGAGACACCGGGACCCCCAGAUGAAACAGAGUGUGAUGUUGAGAAUGCAGCACCUGUGGAGGGACCUGAAUGGACUGGAGACACAGGCCCGCAAGGGGAUGAUUCACCAAGAGAGAGGGCCAUGCUUGAAGCAGCACCUGAAUUUGAAAAGUCACUGGAAAAUACAGUAUGUGGGAUGAAAGAGGGAGGAGGAGAAAGAAUAAUAGAAGCUGGAGACACAGGGCAUAAAGGCAGAGCAGAGCUGCUCUGCAGGGAGAACGGUGAGAAGGUGGCUCCCUCAGAUCAGGAAGAGGGGCCAGGCCCUGAAGGAGAGGGUGUGUUAGGAGCUCCUGAAAGUGACCCAGCAGGAUAUGCCCAGGAGCAAACAGCCGAAGAUCAAGAUAGUCUUGCAGGACUGGAAAGAAGGGAAAAGGAAGGGUCUUUACAAGGGCAACAAGGUGUAGGGGCCACAGCGAUGACCCAAGAAGAUAUUUUUGAAGGCGAGUCCAUGAUGGCAGAAAAGUUAAGUGAGGAAGUGAUGGAUGAAAACCCAGAGGAAGAGGUGGAUCAAGGGGGCUCUCUGGGGACAGGAGCGAUGAAGAAUGGGCACAAAGAGGGGGUUGAAAGCUUACAAAAAAGAAUGAUUGUGGCUAAAGGAGAUCUCCAGGAAGGAGUGGUGAUAGGAAUGGUAGACGAGAAGAGAGAGGUGUUGGCAGAUUUGAAGAUAGCUGAGGGAAAAACAGAAGCAAAUACAGCCUCCCCCUUUUCAGAUGUUGCUGAUGAGAAAACUUGGCACAAAGUGGAUGAGUUACUAGAAAAAAUAGCAUCUGUAGAGAAGGUAGCAGGAGAGGAAAUAGCGCUGGUGCCAACAGUGGAGGAGGUGACAGUGAUUGGGGCAUCAGAGGCUGAGGUGGGGGCUCUAGGAGAAUCUUCAGACCUGGAAGAGAAGACCCCUAAGCUAGGGCCAGAACAAAAAGGAGGGGAAGCAGAGAUGGGGAGCCAUGGUGGGGGACAGGAGUCAGGCAAGGCUGAAGAUGUCAGACUGGGAUUAUCCCAACAGACAGAGUCAGAGCUGAGUAGAGAGAGUCUACUACAGGAUGUGGAAAUACUCCCUGGAAAAGCCAAUUGCCUGGAAAUCCAAGAGAAACAAGAGCACACAGUGCAAAGAGAAAGUGAAAACACAGAUGUUUCCCUGAAUAGCAAGGAGGCCUAAGAGACUGCAUGGCAGAUGACAUUUUAAAGAUGUCUUCUGGAAGACUUCAAGAAUGGAGAAAGAUCCACCUAAGCAUCUUUAUUUUUGAUUUUAUCUUUAUUAAGUAAACUGACUGUGUUUAUCUUAGCUGGUUUCUAGUCUGUCAUUCUGAUCAGAAGCACAGUAAGCACCCUUCUUAUGGGCAGUGAUUUCUAAUAAAGGACUCUGAGGAAGUCACACAUUCAACAUAACUGAGGCGUCUAUAUGCAAGUCAAAUUCAUAGUAUUCUAAUGCCUGACUUUUACCAAAGAUCAUCUGAAAGGCCCAAUUCUGACAUCUAGGGUUUGUGUAAUUCCUUUUUAUUUAUGAUCAAAUAUUACUCUCAGUUUCAUACCUGAGUUUUAUUUAAAAACUGUGGCUUGGGGCUUUUAUGACUCCAUCUGUGAAAAUGAGUUCUAAAGAUCCUCCUAUGUAUACUCAAUACUAAAGAUUGCCCCGAACCUGUAAAAUGAUCCCAUGCCAUGUAUAAUCACUUACAAAUAUUCAUUCCUUCUAUUUAUGCCAGAAGGGUGAUAUAAACUGGAAAUAUUAUUUCAGAAUGCCCUUUGUUUUUUGUGUGUGUUUCUAUAGUUUUGCUUCUUAAGGUAAACUGGUAAAUGCUUGUGAGAUUUUGUCCUUGGGGGCCUUCUUUGUGGGGUUACUCAAAUUUUAAUCAUAAUAGUAAAUAAUUGAGCUGAGUAAAAUGAAUAACAAUAAUUAUAGCAGGUAAACCUUGCACAUCAACACAUAUACCAACAUUCUAGACUCUCAACUGUUGAUGUCAUUUAUUAGAAAAAAAAGUUGAAUUAAAUUAGAGUGCUGCUUACCUUCCCAAAUUCUGUUAUUUCAAACGUGUGAACUAACCUUGGAGUGCAUUGUAAAUCAACAGUCACAGUCAUUCUCUGAAUUACUCCCUGAUAUUAUCAGCAAUAGCUGUGUAUCAGUAUGCCCACUGAAGAUUUUUAUUUCCUUGAAUAUGUCUUUGUUCAUAUACUGAUACCCCAAAGGGCACAUAUGUCUGGCUAUCUUUUCUUCUCCACCUGAGGUAAAAGAAAAUUUCCUAAAACAGUGAUUUUCCAGCUGGAUUACAAAUUAGACUUUCAUGAGACAUUUUCCUGAAUGCAUGAAUGAUUCCACCCCUGCUUCCACCCCAAAGAUUCAGAUUUAAUUAGCUUUAGAUAGGUGUAGGCAUCAGGUUUUUUUAUUUUUUAUUUUUAUUUUG